CGUGAGCACGCUUCGAUAGCAAAGCAUUUGGCUAACUAAUCGAGACAAUUUGAACGAGAGACGAGGAGCGAAUGCUGGAGUUGUUUCUCCGGCGAAACAGUCGAUCGAGGUCGCUCGAGAUUUUCGAAUUCGCGGGCUCCUCUGACUCGGAAAGUAGUUGAAAAAGCACGAGCUAGAAUCGUCAAUUACUCUUGUUUUGUUGUAUUUUUUUUCGAGGCCUGUUUCGGAGCCAAUUUUAGUCACGGAAUCCGAUUUUUCCUUCGCUUCGUUUGAAACUUUUUCGCUUUUGUCCGUCAAGAGAUCGCGUGCGCGUUCCAUGACCGCGUCCAGCAAGUCUUCGGGCCGUCUGCGAUCGCCUCUCCGGCCAGCCUCUCGUCAAUCAAACCCGCCGGUUUUAUCGCAUCCUCCAGAAAGCUUGAAAGCCUCGAUAAGCUCCCUAUCGCGAAAGAAUCUCGCGAUAGGGUGCUGCGCACGGCGAGGGCCAGAGGAAGCGAGACCGAGCAGCAGGUUUAUUGUCCAGACACAGUUUUUGUGCUGACGUUCCCGGAAGCCCGUGCUCUAUCAGUCUGGAGAACGAGGAGCGACGAAGGAACGCUGAACGAAGCUUUUUUCUACUACUUUUUUCCGAAUUCCUCGGCGCCCAUCGAGCACCGAUUACGAGACACUCGCGUGACGUUGUUACCGCGAAAACAACUGCGAGAACACUCCGAGAAAAAACGUUGAAUCUUUCCGAAGAAGUUACAGCAGCGGGAAAAUGCAUUUUUCCAAAAAUUCUCCACCAACUCGAGCCCAAACUGCCCUGCGAACGUGAAAAGGGUGCGAAGUGCGAUUAUUUUUUCCGAAUAAUUGUCCCGCGAUAACGAAGCCCCGGUACCAGGAACAAUGGGCUCCCAAUUUGGCCUCUCGCAUUAUCGGAGCAAUUGUACGAGCCACACGAGCGUUGAAAACGCGUAGAGAAUCCUCCCCACUCGGAGUCCUCGACAAUAGCCAACCGGAAGCGAUGGGGCUGUCAAAAGUGCGUUUCAUUACAAACAUUAUCGCGUUAUAAUCGGCACCACGCAAUUACGGGUCCCCGGUGCACGGUUCUGCGACUCUGCGGAGAAUGAGGGAAAAGUACCGGAAGUGAGGGACGAACCGGAAGGAGAGCCUUCGUCUGGCCUGGAGCCAGGCGGGUGCACUGUUGUUUUAGGGCGAGAGGGACCUUCGGAAAAUUAGCUUCUGCGGGACGCGCAACGCUCAAAACAGUGCUGAGCAGUGACGUCUAAAAAUAUAGAAACAAGCCUCCGGGCUCGAUGAGCAAUCGGGCUUUCUGACUUUUAUCUAAUCGUCGAAAGUGCAAAGCUUUGUGCGAUGGAAACGAGCAGGAAGUUGAGUGGCGCACGGAACGAUAAAAUGGUCGAAAAAAUGUGAUUCCGGACGGAAAAACAAUUGUGUGUUUGGGGAAAAGCUGCGAGCGAGCGGAAGCGAUCGGCUGGAAAGAACCGGAAGUCGAGGACUCCGGGACGGGGUUGAUACAGAAAAAUAAAGAGAAUUUUGCCUCUUCCAUGUGCACUUCGAAGAGUUUUUCAUUGCAGCGGAAAGAAGCGACUAUUGAAAGCGAACAACUUUCAGCGAAAGUGGAGUCGAUGCCUCUCGACCGCUGCGACGGAUCAUAUGCGCCCGAGUGCAUACGAAAUUCACAAUAAAGUGAGAAGCACGCAUGGCCGAAAGUGGCGAGGAGAAGACAGAGGAACGCAGCAGCAGCAGCAGCAGCAGCAGCGGCAAGAGGAAGAGGAAAAAGUUAUCGCGGGUGAUAAGCGGGUUAAACGACAAUGGCCGGUGGAAUGGAGAAUUGUACGGGCGCUUAUUACGUAGCUGCAGUAGACUCGCCGGCUUGGCUCUACUACAAGCACAACAGCAACAACAAUAACAACAACGGGAGCAACGUACCGAAAGGAGGGAGUCUUGCGGAUUACGGAGACGUUCAUCCACCGUCGGCACCAGCAUCGACCACGGAAUACUUGCCAGAUUGGACGGAUCUCGUUCUCGCUGCCUUGUUCUCCGUCCUUAUUGUCGUUACCAUUGUCGGUAACACCCUCGUGAUCGCUGCGGUAAUAACAACGAGGCGACUGCGCUCGGUCACUAAUUGUUUCGUGUCAAGCCUCGCAGCUGCCGAUUUAUUGGUCGGGCUCGCGGUUAUGCCACCUGCUGUGUUGCUCCACAUAAACGGUGGCAUUUGGACCCUCGGUGAAAUACUUUGCGACUCUUGGGUAUCGUUGGACGUUCUACUGUGCACGGCGAGUAUUCUUUCGCUCUGCGCGAUAUCGAUAGACAGGUACCUGGCAGUGACACAGCCGCUGGUCUACAGUCGGCGUCGCCGCAGCAAAAGGCUCGCUGGCCUGAUGAUCGUCGUCGUGUGGAUUCUCGCCGGCAUAAUAACGAGCCCACCCUUGUUGGGCUGUUUUCCACGCGCGACCAAUCGCGAUCGUGAAAAAUGUGGUUACAACAUGGACAGCUCGUACGUUGUCUUCUCCUCGAUGGGCUCUUUUUUCUUGCCGAUGUUAUGCAUGAUUUACGUUUACGCGAGGAUAUCGUGCGUGAUUGCGAGGCGACACAAGAGCCUGCAGGGCUCCGCGGACGCUCAGAACGACUACGGCUCGCAUCGGGGUAAAACCCCGGUCGCGAUAGGACGCGAGAGGUCCAAAAGUUGUUGCACCACCGCUCAAGCGGGGGGAGCCGCGAGCAAACGCUCCGAAGAGCUGUCCAGCGUUUCGGACAUCGGUCCAGGCUCGUCCAGCGAAAAAAUCGCUGAACAGCGAGCUCUUCCCACCGACUCGACCACGACUCCCGCCGCCGCCGGUCCGACCGGGAAAAAAGUCCUACUCGCUGUUCCAUCCAGGAACCAACAACGCGGCAGCCAUCAGAGCUCCAUCAAUCGCGUCACCAGAGAAACCAAAACUGCUGGAACUCUGGCCGUUGUUGUCGGCGGCUUCAUCGCUUGCUGGCUACCAUUCUUCGUCCUUUAUCUUGCCACGCCGUUCAUUCCCGUCGAACCCCCCGACAGCCUCAUGUCCGCGCUCACGUGGCUCGGUUGGAUAAAUUCGGCGAUAAAUCCAUUCAUCUACGCGUUCUAUUCGGCAGACUUUAGGCUGGCAUUUUGGCGUCUGACCUGCCGGAAAUGCUUCAAAAACGUGCCGCAAACGGCCUCAAGCGCUUUAGCCGAUAGGAGGCAAUUUGCCGAGUCGAAACAUUGGAGAAACAGAGAGUCUCACGCGCAGGGAUGAAAGUGCGAUUACUCGGUACCACCGACGGCUGGAAUCAUUGUUAGCGAAUACACCGCUUGAUAAACCAACGAAGUGAUAUUCGAUAUCUACGUAAUCAUCCAGCAGCAUGUGGCAAUUGUAUAAAUAUACACUGAACUACACGCGGAAACGUAAACAAGGUUUCGACGACGCUUACGCGAACUGUUUACGCACAAUAAACUAUAUCAACUCAUCGAAAACGUUUUUUUGCGAAACAAUAUGUUACGUAGUUACUGGAAAUCGAAGUGACUGAGAUAAAUCCAUAAUUAUAAGCUUGUAAAAAUCACUGGUGCGAGGUGGACGUAGCUUGUUUGCUACAUAACCUCGAAAGGGGGGAAAAUGUGGAGUGAUCGGAGCGCCAAUGGUGUCGCGAGGCUGAUAAUUUUUGUAUGCUCUAUAUCGUCUCUGACAACGCCACAUUUCCAAAUUUCUGAGAAGUAGAAGAUGCCCAAGUUCCCUCGAACUUCUUUUAUUUUAAGAGCUUGACUUCGAAUUAUCCUUGAAAAUUAGAUCAAUUUCCUAAUUUCAGUUGUUCGAAUUUAUGCUUCACAAAAAACAAUUUUUUAAACUUUGAUUUACCGUUGGAUUCGAGAUGAUCGAACAAUGGGACUUCGAUAAGUAUAUAUAUGUGGGCACUAUUUUUAAAAGCGCGUUGUUCUCGUCUUGAUUAUCCACCAUUCGAUCGUAAAAACAAGUGGCAAUUCACAGAUGAUUUUUUUUUCUAUAUGACGAAUCGAUAUAAGAACAGGAGCUUUGUCUUUUAAGAAAUAAGUACGUGAUAUACCAAAAUGCAUUUGUAAAAUAUAAUCUUCGAUGCAAUCUAGUCAUAAAAGUCAUUUUUUAAUUUAUCAUUUUUGUCGUGAUAUAUCAUCAUCAAAUGAUAAUCGUCCUUAUAAGUGCGAGGUUAAGAAUUGCAGAAUGUAACUCUGAUUCGCUUGUAUAUUAUUAAUGUCACACUUACGUAUAAACCUUCUGAAUUUUAUGAAUACGUGCUGCGAAAAUGAAAAUGCAUUUUUCCAUACGCUUCAUAUUUCUACCCUGUUUAUUCCUAAUAGUUGUUUGAAUAAAAUGACAACAUUCCUGCACCUUUGAAAAAUAAACGCAUUGUAUAAUCA
Venturia canescens is the source of this 4396-nucleotide messenger RNA. RefSeq names its product D(5)-like dopamine receptor. The coding region runs from base 1812 to 3263 and encodes 483 amino acids. The record is from RefSeq and is a predicted model, not a curated record. Gene Ontology annotation, biological process: adenylate cyclase-activating adrenergic receptor signaling pathway; phospholipase C-activating G protein-coupled receptor signaling pathway; positive regulation of cytosolic calcium ion concentration. Gene Ontology annotation, cellular component: plasma membrane. The transcript is spliced from 6 exons. Gene Ontology annotation, molecular function: alpha1-adrenergic receptor activity. NCBI's taxonomy places the organism in Eukaryota, Metazoa, Arthropoda, Insecta, Hymenoptera, Ichneumonidae.